This is a messenger RNA of Grammomys surdaster, 7178 nucleotides long. RefSeq names its product mitogen-activated protein kinase kinase kinase kinase 4 (gene Map4k4). The coding region runs from base 54 to 3872 and encodes 1272 amino acids. Gene Ontology annotation, molecular function: protein kinase activity; ATP binding. The transcript has 31 exons. NCBI's taxonomy places the organism in Eukaryota, Metazoa, Chordata, Mammalia, Rodentia, Muridae. The record is from RefSeq and is a predicted model, not a curated record. Gene Ontology annotation, biological process: protein phosphorylation.
CCCUGCCUGUCGCUCGCUCGCUUGCCCGCUCCCGGGGCGGCGAUCCGGGGAAGAUGGCGAACGACUCUCCCGCGAAGAGCCUGGUGGACAUCGACCUGUCGUCCCUGCGGGACCCUGCUGGGAUAUUUGAGCUGGUGGAAGUGGUUGGAAAUGGCACCUAUGGACAAGUCUAUAAGGGUCGACAUGUUAAAACGGGUCAGCUGGCCGCCAUCAAGGUUAUGGAUGUCACCGAGGAUGAAGAGGAAGAAAUCAAACUGGAGAUAAAUAUGCUGAAGAAAUAUUCUCAUCAUAGAAAUAUUGCCACAUACUAUGGUGCUUUCAUUAAGAAGAGCCCUCCAGGACACGAUGACCAACUCUGGCUUGUUAUGGAGUUUUGUGGGGCUGGGUCCAUCACAGACCUUGUGAAGAACACCAAAGGGAACACACUCAAAGAAGACUGGAUUGCUUACAUCUCCAGGGAAAUCCUCAGGGGAUUGGCACAUCUCCAUAUUCACCACGUUAUUCACCGAGAUAUCAAGGGCCAGAAUGUGCUGCUGACUGAGAAUGCAGAAGUGAAACUCGUUGAUUUUGGUGUAAGCGCUCAGCUGGACCGGACGGUUGGACGGAGAAAUACGUUCAUAGGCACACCCUACUGGAUGGCUCCGGAGGUCAUUGCCUGCGAUGAGAACCCAGAUGCCACUUACGACUACAGAAGUGACCUCUGGUCUUGUGGGAUCACGGCCAUUGAGAUGGCAGAAGGGGCCCCUCCUCUCUGUGACAUGCAUCCAAUGAGAGCGCUGUUUCUCAUCCCCAGAAACCCUCCUCCCAGGCUGAAGUCAAAAAAAUGGUCAAAGAAAUUUUUCAGCUUUAUAGAAGGCUGCCUGGUGAAGAAUUACAUGCAGCGGCCCUCUACAGAGCAGCUUUUAAAACACCCUUUCAUAAGAGAUCAGCCCAAUGAAAGGCAGGUUCGAAUCCAGCUUAAGGAUCAUAUAGACCGGACCAGAAAGAAGAGAGGCGAGAAAGAUGAGACGGAGUAUGAGUACAGUGGGAGCGAGGAGGAAGAGGAGGAAGUGCCUGAGCAGGAGGGAGAGCCAAGUUCCAUAGUCAAUGUGCCUGGAGAGUCAACUCUGCGACGUGAUUUCCUGAGACUGCAGCAGGAGAACAAGGAGCGGUCUGAGGCUCUGCGGAGACAACAGCUUCUGCAGGAGCAGCAGCUCCGGGAGCAGGAGGAGUACAAGAGGCAGCUGCUGGCUGAGAGGCAGAAGCGGAUCGAACAGCAGAAAGAGCAGAGGCGGCGGCUGGAAGAGCAACAAAGACGAGAGCGGGAAGCCAGGAGGCAGCAGGAGCGUGAACAGCGGCGGCGAGAACAAGAGGAGAAGAGGCGUCUCGAGGAACUGGAAAGGCGGCGUAAAGAAGAGGAAGAGAGGAGACGGGCAGAAGAAGAGAAGAGGAGAGUGGAGAGGGAGCAGGAGUACAUCAGGCGGCAGCUAGAGGAGGAGCAGCGGCACCUGGAGAUCCUGCAGCAGCAGCUGCUCCAGGAGCAGGCCAUGUUACUGCACGACCACAGGAGGCCGCAUGCACAGCAGCAGCAGCCGCCCCCGCAGCAGCAGGACAGGAGCAAACCGAGCUAUCAUGCUCCAGAGCCCAAGCCUCACUAUGACCCUGCUGACAGAGCUCGGGAGGUGGAAGAUAGAUUUAGAAAGACUAACCACAGCUCCCCUGAGGCCCAGGCUAAGCAAACAGGCAGAGGACUGGAGCCGACCGUGCCUUCCCGGUCAGAAUCUUUUUCCAAUGGCAACUCCGAGUCUGUGCACCCUGCCCUGCAGAGACCAGCGGAGCCACAGGUUCCUGUGAGAACGACCUCUCGUUCCCCUGUCCUGUCCCGUCGGGAUUCCCCACUGCAGGGCAGUGGGCAGCAAAAUAGCCAAGCAGGACAGAGAAAUUCUACCAGCAGUAUUGAGCCCCGGCUUCUUUGGGAGAGAGUGGAAAAGCUGGUCCCCAGGCCAGGCAGUGGCAGCUCUUCAGGAUCCAGCAACUCAGGAUCCCAGCCCGGCUCCCAUCCUGGGUCUCAGAGUGGCUCCGGUGAACGCUUCAGAGUGAGAUCCUCAUCCAAGUCUGAAGGCUCUCCAUCGCAGCGCCUUGAAAAUGCAGCCAAAAAACCCGAAGAUAAAAAAGAAGUCUUUCGACCUCUCAAGCCUGCUGACUUGACGGCGUUGGCCAAAGAGCUUCGAGCAGUGGAAGAUGUGCGGCCACCUCACAAAGUGACAGACUACUCCUCCUCCAGUGAGGAGUCUGGGACCACGGAUGAGGAGGAGGAGGACGUAGAGCAGGAGGGGGCUGAUGAUUCCACCUCAGGACCAGAGGACACCAGAGCAGCGUCAUCUCUGAAUCUGAGCAAUGGUGAAACAGAAUCUGUGAAAACAAUGAUCGUUCAUGAUGAUGUAGAAAGUGAGCCGGCCAUGACCCCGUCCAAGGAGGGCACCCUCAUCGUCCGCCAGAGUACAGUUGACCAAAAGCGUGCCAGCCAUCAUGAGAGCAAUGGCUUUGCGGGUCGCAUUCACCUCUUGCCAGAUCUCUUACAGCAAAGCCAUUCCUCCUCCACUUCCUCCACCUCUUCCUCCCCAUCCUCCAGCCAGCCGACACCCACCAUGUCCCCACAGACACCCCAGGACAAGCUCACUGCUAAUGAGACUCAGUCCGCUAGUAGCACACUCCAGAAACACAAAUCUUCCUCCUCCUUUACACCUUUUAUAGACCCCAGGUUACUACAGAUUUCUCCAUCUAGUGGAACGACAGUUACUUCCGUGGUGGGAUUUUCCUGUGAUGGGCUGAGACCAGAAGCCAUAAGGCAAGAUCCUACUCGGAAAGGCUCAGUGGUCAAUGUGAACCCCACGAACACUAGGCCACAGAGUGAUACCCCUGAGAUUCGUAAAUACAAGAAGAGAUUUAACUCAGAGAUCCUGUGUGCUGCCUUAUGGGGAGUGAACUUGCUGGUUGGCACAGAGAGUGGUCUGAUGCUCUUGGACAGAAGUGGCCAAGGGAAAGUGUACCCUCUGAUCAGCCGGAGACGGUUUCAGCAAAUGGAUGUGCUUGAGGGCCUAAAUGUCCUGGUGACGAUAUCUGGUAAAAAGGAUAAGUUACGUGUCUACUAUUUAUCCUGGUUAAGAAAUAAGAUUCUCCAUAAUGAUCCAGAAGUUGAGAAGAAGCAAGGGUGGACCACCGUGGGCGACCUGGAAGGGUGCGUGCACUAUAAAGUCGUAAAAUAUGAAAGAAUCAAGUUUCUGGUAAUUGCUUUGAAGAGUUCUGUGGAAGUCUAUGCAUGGGCACCGAAGCCAUAUCACAAAUUUAUGGCCUUUAAGUCAUUUGGAGAACUGCUGCAUAAGCCAUUACUGGUGGAUCUCACUGUCGAGGAAGGCCAGAGGUUGAAAGUGAUCUAUGGAUCCUGUGCGGGCUUCCAUGCUGUUGAUGUGGAUUCAGGCUCAGUCUAUGACAUUUAUCUACCAACACACAUUCAGUGUAGCAUCAAACCCCAUGCAAUCAUUAUCCUCCCCAACACGGAUGGAAUGGAGCUCCUGGUGUGCUACGAGGAUGAGGGGGUCUACGUGAACACGUACGGAAGGAUCACCAAGGACGUGGUUCUGCAGUGGGGAGAGAUGCCGACAUCUGUAGCAUAUAUCCGCUCGAAUCAGACAAUGGGCUGGGGAGAGAAGGCAAUAGAGAUCCGAUCUGUGGAAACCGGUCACUUGGAUGGUGUAUUUAUGCACAAAAGGGCUCAGAGACUAAAGUUCCUGUGUGAGCGCAAUGACAAGGUGUUCUUUGCCUCUGUCCGCUCUGGCGGCAGCAGCCAGGUCUAUUUCAUGACCUUAGGCAGGACUUCUCUUCUGAGCUGGUAGAGGCAGUGUGAGCUGGGAUCACUGACCUCUGGAGUCGGCAAGACCCCGAGAACUUGGAAUUCCUUGCAACUGGAGCUCAGAGCUGUGCCGGUGCAGCCAGGACGGCUGUCUAUGCAGGCCUCUUGCGUGUCGUGUCUGGUCAGGUCCUCUCCCCUCCCUCCUACACUUUUGCCAGUUUAUUCCCAUUCUCUCCUUUUCCUUUCUCAAAAAUAAAUCAAGGCUGCACUGCAGCUGGUGCUGUCUAGACUCUACCGUCGGUGCUAGGAGUGCUCGGGGACGCACAGCAGACCCGGAAGAGCGCCUUGCCUCCAGCUCCAGGAUUCCUCGGCUCUGAGCGACUGGCCUGUGGGUGUCUGAAGGUUGUGAUGAGCACGCCAUCAGACGUUGGCAGUGGGCACAAAGAGGUGAAAAGUUGGUGUAAGAAGCAGCUUGCUGAAGCAGAGAACAGAUUUAAUAUAGUAACAUUAACAAUGUAUUUAAUUGACAUUUCUCUUUUUGUAAUGUGACCGUAUGUGGACAAAGAAGGUGGUGCAGGUCUCAGAAGUUAAUAUUUAUAAAAUGUGAAAGACACAGUUACUAGGAUACCUUUUUUGUGGGUGGGGCUUAGGGUGGGGUGGGGUGGGUUAAAGGGUCCCAUUUUGUUUCUUUGAAAAGUUUUUUGGAGGGGGUUGUCCUGGCCAAGAACUCAGUCAUUUUUCUGUGUACCAAGUUUUGCCUAAAUUGUGCAGAUGGUUCUUAAGAAAGAAAAGGAAAAGAAAAUGUUUGCGUCUUGUUGGAAGGCCAGAAGCUUGUUGUGUGACAGUAUUAGCCCGGCCUCGGCUGCAGGCUUAAUGUCUGCUAAGCCUCAAGUGCAGCAGCUCCUCCACCACAGCCUGCACCCGUAGGAGAAGGUCAGCUUGCCUGUGGGCUUUUGUUUCCUUUUGUUUUGUUUUUUGCCUACCUCAUUGUUUCUAAUGCAUUGAGAGGUGACUUAGUUUAUGGUUUUGGCAGAAAACAUUAAUGUUUAAUUUAACCUUAAUACCAAAACUAUCUGAUUAAAGUUUGACUGAUUUAUGUCACAAGUCUAAUCAGGUACAAAAAAAGAAAAAAACAAACAAGCCUGUCUAUAACGGUGGGGAGUAGCCUUGUGGCUGCUACAGUCUGCUUCCAGCAUGCAGACUGCUCUGCUCUCUCCAAGUUCACCAUUAGAGGGUGACAGACAGCUGCCACCUGUGACACACAAGAGAUCUUAUGUUCUCAAUUAAAGGGUUUGGAAGCAGGCAGGGGUCACGCUGGGAGUCACACAGACCUAUCAUGUUGCAGGAACCUUUUCUUGGGAGUGAGGGUGUGUCCCUUUUCUAAAAACGCAAUGCACUAAAACUAUUUUAAGAAUGUAGUUACUCCUACUUCUUCAUAGAUGGCGCAUCGCCUCCCUGCCUGUGUGUCAGGUGUAAGAUCGACGCUUUGGCUUUUCUUGUUUUUCUCACGUGCUCUCUUGUUCUCUCUCCUUUUUUAAAAAACUAAUUUUUCUUUAUGAAUAUGUCUGUGACAUUUGUAAUAAAUGUCUUGUAAUAAUUUGCUUCAUGGCUUCAUGGUCAUCACUACAUUCUCUGAGGAUGCUAGUGUCUCAGUGAAGAGGCAGCGCUGAGUCGUGGCCCUGCCAUCUUGCUCUGAGUGGGGCUGCCUCGUGGCAGCUGCUGUGUGCUUCAUUCCCCAAACACAAGCGUGGUGUUUCAGAGGCUUCCUUUGUGGUUAAUUUCCCUUUACAGCAUAAUGCAUCAAUUCCCUGUCCCAUGGAGCAGUUACAUGUACUUACUGCCAAGCUUGUACCAGCCGGCCUAGGUCACACAGUGUCAGUCAUUCUCUUACUUCUGUUUUAUGAACAACAAAAAUCUAGUGAAACAUUCAGUAUACAACUGCAGCUAAAUGGUUGGUCAUAAAUACCAACAAAGACAAGUCAAGAUAACCAAGCAAUCCUUACUCCUUUUAAGGGGGAAAGGAAGUAAAAGUUGUUUCCUGUUGGCAUGACUUCAGAGUAAUGCAAAACUGUUUAUUUUCUAGUUUGUGGCUAACCUAGAGUAGGUUAAAGAGUUAUCCCAUCUAUCUCAUCAGCAGUGGACUCAAUUAGAAUCUGAUGCUGGUAGCCUCCUACCCACACUUGGGGUUUUUAUAAAAUGAGAGGGGACCAGCAAGGCGAGUGUAUGAAUCAAGCUGUUUGGGUGUUUGCAGCCGUCUCCCUGAUUUUAGUGUGCCAUGAAAGGCUAACCGAUAGCUCUGUAGAAACACAAAGCUACAGACAGCAAGAAGCAUGAAGAAACAGGAGGCUGCUGUCCACCUUAGUCCUGUGUGUCAGUCUGUCAGCCAAAUGUUGCAAAGCCAUAGGUUGCAAUUAGUACAAACAUACGUUGUUGGGAUUAUUAAUAUCUAUCACUUUCUCUUAGGGAGAUAUAGGUGGAGGAUGGGCUCUAGUCAUCUGUGUCUGUCCUUCUUGCACGCAGCCCAGUGGGCAUUCUCCCAGUUGACUCAGACCAACUCCAUGACUGACUUGAUUAAAGGAGAGCAGUCUGCCCCAGGCAGGCUUCUGGCAGCUGCUCUCCCCCCAACCUCAGUCAUCUUGACUUUCCCUUCUUGGUCCUGACACCUUGUAAACUGGGCUGACAGUGAGCCUAGACAAGUUAGUUCAGGUAUCCUGGGAGAGUUACUCAGGAAAAACAAGAAAUGGGCUGCUGUGACUUCCUAUCCAUUUAGGGAGGGACAGGCUUUCCUUACUCCCCUCCACAGCACACUGGUUUCUCCAAGUGUCAUUUUGGCAGAACAGUAUUAAGAUGACACACCGUGGUAUGUGGACCUUGGAACUGCUCUUCACGGGGGCCACCACACCCAGGUGUGUCUGGGGUCAGCCAGAGCUUCCGUGCCUUUCUGUACAGAAGUCAGAGGAGCCUCUUCUGUGGCCAGUGCAGUAUGUUUAGUGUGCGCAUUGGCGUUGGAGGAAAUGUUUACAGAAAUGGUUUGCCUGCACUAAUACGCAUCCCAUUUCCCAUGGACUUUGAAAUGACUUUUACAGGCUGUUGAGUUUCUAGCUCAGGUGUAGCACGCCUAAGGAUGUGUAGUCCCUAAUUCUACCAGUUACAGAUUUGCCGAGUAAUAAUUAAUAAUACAGGUGAGGAACUGCAUUGAGUUUAUGCGUCAUGAAGCCAAGCAGGCUACGACAAGUAGCCCACCUUUGCUUUCUCUUUUUUUUGCAGUGCCGACUUGUCUACUGUUAUACAAAUUGCUGUUCUUCCCUACUUUUCUUUCUUAAAUAAAGAAAAAAUAAUUUCUACUUCA